This is a messenger RNA of Mycetomoellerius zeteki, 1561 nucleotides long. Its product is annotated as aquaporin AQPAe.a. The transcript is spliced from 6 exons. Gene Ontology annotation, cellular component: plasma membrane. NCBI's taxonomy places the organism in Eukaryota, Metazoa, Arthropoda, Insecta, Hymenoptera, Formicidae. Gene Ontology annotation, molecular function: channel activity. Gene Ontology annotation, biological process: transmembrane transport. The record is from RefSeq and is a predicted model, not a curated record. The coding region runs from base 278 to 1195 and encodes 305 amino acids.
UUGGCGCACAGUGGAGGGUUUCUUCAUAUAGAGGUGAGCGCAACUCGCGAAACGAUUCAGUCCUCUCGAAACCACGCGGCAAAAGACAAUUCUUGGGAUAAGCAAUAAUAACUGCGGGUUCAUCUUCCUUUGUGCCGAUCAUAUUCGCGAAUUUUUACGAAUUUUUAACGAGUGGCAUUUUCGAUAUACGGAAAUACAACGAAAACGGACUUUGUGCAAUAUCUGUGUGCAACGUUGCAGCUGUGAGUUCUUCUUCGGGUAAUCGUCUAAUUGCACCAUGGAGCAAAAUGGUAUCUCGAUAAUAUCGCCACAGGAUGUCAUGGAAAACUCUGUUGGAAAGUCCAAAAGUAUCGGCAUCACAUUCAGGUCCAAUGGUGCAAUACAGUUGGCAAAGGAGAAGCUGAAGGCACCCUGGCUAAAGAAGACGGAGGAGGAGGAAGAUAGCACGUGGGACAAGUCCAUGGCUGUCCUAGGAGAAUUGAUUGGAACCACAAUUCUAAUCUUUCUGGGGUGCAUGGCAUGCAUGGGUAGUAUGAAGCCGUAUAUCCCUGGGAUUGGGCCAUCUAUGAUACAAGUUUCCUUUGCUUUUGGUCUCGCUGUUAUGAUUGCUAUACAGUGCGUUGGUCACAUCAGCGGCGCUCAUCUCAAUCCGGCUAUUACGAUCGCCGCAGUAAUUCUUGGCAAAAAGUCCCUCAUAAUGGCUGGAUUUUACAUUAUUGCACAAUGUUUGGGUGCCCUGUUAGGUUACGGCUUGCUAAAGAUGAUAACGCCGGCAGAUCUUGUGCAUGAUGGUGAUUCAACGACAACCUACAAGUUUUGCACGACGAACGUUAAUGAGGCCAUCGGGAUCGGACAUGGAAUCGCGGCUGAGGCUCUUGCUACUGGCGUACUUGUUUUUUUCGCGUGCAGUAGUUGGGACUCGCGAAACGCGAAGAAUAGCGACUCGUUGGGAUUGAAAUUUGGCCUCUGCGUCUCCAUGCUAUGUCUUGCUUUCAUCCCUCAUACCGGCUGCAGCAUGAACCCCGCUAGAUCGUUCGGACCAGCAGUCUGGACUGGCCACUGGCGCUAUCACUGGUUAUACUGGUUGGGACCGAUUGGAGGCUCCGUUAUUGCGACUUUAAUCUAUCGAUGCUUAUUUUUGAAAAAUCAGAAGAAUACGCAAGAUGUAGAAACUUUGAACGACAUCGAGACUUAAAUGGAAUAAUGUUGAGCGAAAUUGCAUUCCGGUCGUCGGUGGUUCACAAAUUGAACAAGAAAUCCUGAUCGCACUGGUAUUCUCCCUGGUUGAGAAAGAGGACGUUGCGAAAGUUGCGGUGAAAGCUCUCGUGCGGAGCGAUAGAAACAGACGAGCUUGGAACUUUACGGAUUUCUACUUCCAAGACGCUCGGAAACGUCCCAUUCGAAAUCUUGUAACCUGAAGGAUCGCAACGCAUCGAAGGACUGCUACGCGACAAGGAUUUUUGUGUCGUAGACUGAUGUGACAGAUUUUGUACAAAAGUACGAUAUAUUAUUUAUAGAUAAGACACCGUGUACCUACUAUUAUAUAUUUUGUUAAAUUAAA